UCCGAAAUUUCCACUUCUAGUUUUAGGAUGUCAUCGGUUUCUCUAUAUUUUCACGACUUAAAAGCAAAUCUUCAACAGCCUGUAUCCAAAACACCGACCUGCCCAAUUAAAAUCUACAUUGACUGUUAGGCAUAAACAAACGUGAAUCUGAACGCUUUCAUCGUCAGUCUGUAUAAUCGAGAAGGAUCUCUAAGAGUUCUUGAGAUCAAGAUGGCAUCCAUGUACUUUCUGUUUCUCCUUUUAAUCCUCAUAAUUCCUCUUUUAAUCCUCAUAAUCCUAACCAUAAUCUUAAAACCUAGACCUACUAAAAUCCCAAUCAAAGGUCGUCAUGUAUUCAUUACUGGUGGUUCAAGUGGUAUUGGAUAUGCUUUAGCUCAUGAAGCUGCAUCGCAAGGAGCUCGUGUAUCAAUACUUGCUCGUAAUGUUGAUAAAUUAGAAGAAGCUCGUAAUUCUAUACGAUUAUCAACUGGUAUUGAUGUUUCUGUAUUCAGUGUUGAUGUUCGGAAUUUUGAUGAUGUGAAAAAAGCGAUUAGCGAAGCUGAUCCAAUUGAUGUAUUGAUUUGUAAUCAAGGUGUUUUUAUUCCUGAAGAAUUUGAUAAACAAGAAGUAGAUACUAUUAAGUUUAUGAUGGAUGUUAAUUUAAUGGGUACAUUUCAUCUGAUUAAAGCUGUGUUGCCGUCUAUGAAGAGUAGGAAAGAUCGCGGUCCUUGUUCUAUUGCUUUGAUGUCUUCACAAGCUGGUCAGGUUGGAAUCUAUGGUUAUGCGGCUUACGCGGCUAGUAAAUUUGGUCUUCGGGGUUUAGCAGAAUCCUUGCAGCAAGAGGUUAUUUCUGAUAACAUCCACAUCUCACUUAUAUUUCCUCCAGACACCGAAACCCCUGGCUUAGCUGAAGAGAACAAGACAAAACCAGAGAUUACUAGUAUAAUUGCCGCCUCUUCUGGCGCGAAGAAAGCUGAUGAAGUAGCCAUAACAGCUUUAAAUGGCAUCAAGUCUGGAAGCUUUAUCAUCCCAUGCAAUUUUGAUGGACUAAUGCUGUCUCUCGCAACUGCUGGAAUGAGUCCCCAGAGAUCACCUGCAAUGGCACUUCUGGAGGUGGCCACGACUAGUCUUUUGCGUUUCGUGGGUUUUUUCUAUCUAUGGAAUUGGUAUGCAAGUAUAGAGAAAUGGAAUGCACAAAAAAUCCGGACCUAAAGAGGAAUUUGUUGGAUAGGAGGUACCUGUUGUACAAUGAGGGUUGGAAUUGAUCUUCUCGAUUUUGAAGAGCAGGUUAUGGUGCCAGAAACAAAUUGAAGCAUUGAUAUUAUGAUGCAACCCAGUCUUUUUAUUUAUUUUUCUGUGACCCAUUCGAUAUAUCUUCAUUCAUAUCUGUCUUCUUAAUGUGUUGUUUGCUUCAGCAGUAACAUAGUUUUGCUACCUUCUUCGUGCCGGCUAGGUUUUUCAUCUAAUAAGUUAAGUUCUAUUUCAGUACAUGGCAGGUAAUAAGUUAAGUCCUAUUUCAUCUAAUAAGUUAAGUUUGUAUUCAAAUCUGUUAAUAACUUCUGUUUCGCACAUUAUGACUUCUAUCUGUUAAUCUAAAAAUUGUUUUGGUA
Papaver somniferum (opium poppy) is the source of this 1589-nucleotide messenger RNA. RefSeq names its product 3-dehydrosphinganine reductase TSC10A-like. Gene Ontology annotation, molecular function: 3-dehydrosphinganine reductase activity. Gene Ontology annotation, cellular component: endoplasmic reticulum membrane. Lineage: Eukaryota; Viridiplantae; Streptophyta; Magnoliopsida; Ranunculales; Papaveraceae. The transcript has 4 exons. Bases 211 to 1191 code for a protein of 326 amino acids. The record is from RefSeq and is a predicted model, not a curated record. Gene Ontology annotation, biological process: sphingolipid biosynthetic process.